CAUAAACGCACUGCUUCUAAUUCCAUCCGCACAUCGUUACCACGACGACGGUGCUAGAAUCUCGAACUUUCAGUGUCCGAAUCUCACUCAGUUUAGUCAUAGUGUUAUUUUUUCGCCAGGUUCUCAUUCAAUUAAAAGUGUCGUCCGCGCUCGCAUAAGGUGUGCUAUAAUUGGGUGCGAGUCAUCCCAACAAUCUGAUGGGGGAGCGUCCACUAAAGUUUUUAUUCCGGGAGGCCUAAAACGUGUAGUGUCGGGUGAUUUAUUCGGUUCCUUUUUUUGCGACACCUUCAAGGGCCAUGAAGAAAGGUCGUGUCGGCUGACGCAACAUCAGCAGUUCAUUCCUUUGAAACAGCAAUCAUUCGUCACGCUAGAACAGAGCAGGGAAAGCAACCCGUGUGACUGGCGAGUAAUUUUGCGUGUUCCUUCCCAUUCGCCACAGUGUCCAUUUGGUGUUGUCUGCAUAACUGAUAAGCAAGCAAAGCAAGCGACCCGCAGGUCCAGCAGGAAGAUCGUUUCAUCGUGUGAAAGAGACAACUGGAGGUAUUUGGAACAUGUUCUUCCCUGAGUCAUCCUCCGCGACGUCAAAUCGUGAAUGGCAGCGAACGUUCGAAGCGAUUAAAGCUGGUCACGAUGAGUCGUACGCAACGGUUGAACGUGCGAUCAAGCUGGAAGAACACGAACGGCCCGAUCUGGCACUGCAGAUGUAUAAGGACGGCAUAAGGCGCAUUGAUGAAACACUAGCCCUGCCCGUCGAAGUGCCCGACCUACAGGUACAGGGUCCACAAGCGGACGAAAGUUGGCAACAGGCGAUCGCCAUGAUACACAAGCUAAAGCGCACCAGAGGGGAGGUGUUGCAACGUAUCGGACAGCUCGGUGGAAAUGGGACGGAAGGUGGUGACAGUGGUUCUCAAGAAAACAGCACUGGACAGCGACCAUGGACGUACACGGAGCUAGCGAUGGCACUGAAAGAUAUGUCCGAAGAAAGUACGGAUGAAACGAAAGUGAGUCAACUAGAGCUGCUGUUCUCGUGUGACGGUGUCCAUGUGUACUACAUCGAACCGGAUGGUGUCGUCAGCAGGACAAUGGCCGACUCGACAUUGAGAAUCGUGCGUAUCGAGGGCGAUGAAAACAGACAGCUGCAGACAACCGUAUUUCUACAGGUGAUCGAAACGCGAUCCGCUAUACGUAUCGAAAAUGCCGAAGAACCGCUAGAACAGGUGGUGGAAGAAGCAACCGAAGCACGCCCACCUGUGGAAAAAGUGCCGAUGGAAGUCGCAGCAGAGCAGGAGCCGGACCCCGAUGCAGAGCAAUCCGGAUUUCUUAUUUAUCCACUCAUUCCGGGUGUGUCACCUUGCUAUCGGACGGAAUAUGGCGCGUUUAUACUUCCCGAUUUAGCUGCCGCUAGUGUAGAAGGUCGUGCGAUUGGGCUCGUAGUACCGGCCGAGGCGGAUGAGGUUGUGUUGGAGAUACUGGUUGCCUUUCUGCAUGGAAUUGUUCCUCAGCCGACACCGACGGGCGCCCGUGUCAGCAAACGUUCCCUGCUGCCCGACUCAACCACCGUUUCGGCCGGUAUCAUUAAGGGUGCAUUCUACCUUUCCCAGGGAUUGGUGCGUGGUGCGGAACGAACCGGUCAGCUGAUCGCAACCGGCACACCCUACGUCAUUUCGAAACUAGGUCAGAAACAAAACUCCACCGCGCAGGAUUCAACGGAGACCGCUACCGUACAGGUACCGAAAAACGUUCGUACUGGCAUCGAGAUAGCGAAAAACGUCACCGGUACGGCAGCUGGUGUGACCAGCUACGUUGCCGGGAAGGUCGGUUCGGCAACGAUGGCACUGGGACGCUUUCUGGCACCGCACAUUCAACGGCACGGCAGUGCCCUGCUGGCGUACGGCACCGGUAUGAGCGAACAGGACGCCUCGCAGCGUAUGAACGGUGCGCUUACGAUCUGUGCCGGUGCCGUCGAAGGGUUCGGUACCGUGUACGAAGGUCUCGAACGUUCCGCAUCGAUACUGGGUCAAAGUUUGAGCGCCAGCACGGUGCAGAUAGUGGAGCAUCGGUACGGUACGGAAGCGAGUCAGUUCGUCGGUAGCUCGCUUGACACGGUCGGGAACGUGAUUAACGUGACGCACAACAUGAACUACAUCACACCGAAGGGGUUAGCUAAGCGGACGGCAAAAAAUGCUGGGAAAGCCCUCGUAGCCGGCUAUAGACCGGCCGUACCAGAGGUCGACGUUGGAACCGCAUCUACCUCUGGCAGUGCAACGGCAACAGUUCUAGAAGCAUCCCGCGAGCAACGUAUCGUUCCUGCGGCCGUACUUUAUCCCGAUUUAGACGGAUUGGCUAAGGAAGUGCGGCAGAAAGAAGGAUUUGUUUAAAAACAUGCGUAAGGGGUGAGACAUCAUCAUCAUCAUCAUUAAAUCUGACAAGGAAGUAAGGAAAAAAAAGCGAAUGAAAAAAGAUAAAAGAAUAGAAGUAGAAUGAAUAGCUAAGGUAUGUGGGAAAGAUUUUAAUCCUCAACUUUUAUCCAAAUGUCCACAUGAAGGGAACCUAACCCGGUUAUUGGGAUACAGUAGGAGAGUGUGUGUAUGAGUGUAUGAUAGAAUGUUAAGCAUUUACAUUAAGAAUCUCAUAAACCAGAGGUGAUGAAACAGUUGUUAUAGAAUGUUAUAUUUGGUACACGCUUAUAUUCAAUAGGGAGUUUUAAAGCGAAUGGAUAUCUUUAAUAUGUUGUGUAUGUGUAAGUUGAUCAGAUCGAUCACCAUCCGUGCAGGGACCAUAGCUUCAUCUUCCUACGAAUAUCCUAUCAUAAAUCUAGAAAAUCAAGAAUCUUACUUUAAAUGAAUCUCAACUCAAUUCACUCAGAUUUCAAAUAAUAUUCCACAGUGACACAAACAAGCACAAGCGAAAAGAAACAAUAGUUCGUGCCAGCAGGACGAAAAUGUGAAUGCUGAAAACAGUUUUAGUUUAAAAUGAAAGCAUAAGUCUGAAAAAGAUAAAAAAAAUUACGGAAUGCUACAAUAAAGUCAUAUGUUAUCUUAUCAUUAAAGGGAAAUGGCACAGU
Molecule: messenger RNA, 3064 nt
Organism: Anopheles moucheti
Lineage: Eukaryota; Metazoa; Arthropoda; Insecta; Diptera; Culicidae
Product: protein spartin
Exons: 2
Coding region: 552-2378 (608 amino acids)
Biological process (GO): cell division; negative regulation of BMP signaling pathway
Cellular component (GO): plasma membrane
Source: RefSeq, a predicted model, not a curated record